AUGUACAAAUACACUGAUGCUCUACAGAUCACCAUGGUUAUAUUCACCAUACUUCUUGUUGGUGCAAUCUUUGGCUUUAUCAAGUUCUUCAGAGAGGAUGAAAUGAAAAGAGUUAGAAGAUUAUUAUGGAUGAUCCCUAUCGCAACAACAAUGUUCUACGAAAUCUCAAGAAGCCCAUUCAAUAAGGAUACAUGGAUGGUUUUCCUUCAUGGUAUAAUUAUUGAAGCUAUUUUACACAUAAUUGCUUAUGCAUAUGCAGCUAUUUAUCAUCCAAAGCAAACAAUCAUGGAAAAAUUCAUACCAACAGUUAUUACACUUACUGAAUCAGACUUCUUCUGGUAUGGUUUCCCAUUCGCACAAGUACUUUUCGAUGAUUCAUACAUUUGCUAUUCUGUUAUUGUUACAUUCGUUCAAACAUUAUGCGUUCACUCAAUCCAUAUGAUUCUUGUCCUUAGAUUCAUCCCAGAUGCCGUUGAGAAGUUUAAGGCCGCAAAUGAUCCAACACCAGAAGAGGAAGUUCCUCUUGGACCAAAGCAACAUACAGAUAAGGAAGAUGAUGGAAAUGAAGAUAACAUGGAACUUCAUGAUAUCAAACAGAAUGAAGAAAACGAAAAUCAAACUGACGAACAGUCGAAUGUUUCAGAAAAGAAGUCAGAAGAACCAUCCAAGAAAGAAGAAGCUGAAGCCAAGAAGGAUGAUGAAGAGAAAUCUCAGAAAGAAGAAGAAAAAUCCAAAGAUGAAAAUAAGAAUUCUGAAGAAAGCCAAGGAGAAAACAAGGAUGAUAAGGAACAGAGUUCAAGCACUCCAGAAAUCAAUGUUGAACAUGGAAAAGAUGACCAUCCAGCAGAUGUUCCACAGGAAGAAGAAAAACCAGUCAAUAAAUGGUACUACAGACAAUGGCUUAUCGAAAUGUACGCAUUCGUUAACCAACAUAACUUGUGUGCAAUUGCUGGUCUUUUCUGGAGCCUUGGUGUAAGCUUUACACAUGUUAAAAUGCCAAGCUUCCUCAUCAUGUUCACUUAUGAUCUUGAAAAAGCAAGUGUUUGCGCAGGUUUGUUCUCAGCAGGUAUUUUCAUCGCAUUCCAUCCAUUCAAGGGUGCUCCAGUUGUUGAUGUUAUUGCUGCUUGUGUAAAUCACUUCAUCAUCAAGCCACUUCUUGCUAUUGCUUUUGGCUAUGCACUUGGACUUCCUCAUUCUAUUGCCAAAUUCCUUGUAUUUGUUUACAUCGCUCCAGUAGGAAGCUAUGGCUACAUGCUUUCUGAUCAGGCUGGAUGGAAGACAUCAAUGGUCACAUACUCAAUGUAUUGGACAAUGAUUUGUGUUCUUCCUGUUUAUCUCAUUUGGGCUGCAAUCAUUAAUGCAACUCAUAUGUUCGAAUAA
Trichomonas vaginalis G3 is the source of this 1380-nucleotide messenger RNA. RefSeq names its product auxin efflux carrier component 1B-related family. The record is from RefSeq and is a predicted model, not a curated record. Lineage: Eukaryota; Parabasalia; Trichomonadida; Trichomonadidae. Gene Ontology annotation, cellular component: membrane. The transcript has a single exon. Bases 1 to 1380 code for a protein of 459 amino acids. Gene Ontology annotation, biological process: transmembrane transport.